CAUUCAGCAGUAAUGCGAGUAUUAUAUAAAUCGCUGGUUUUGCAGUACGUAAGUACACAUAUUUUUAAGAUGUGAUUGAGACAUAGACCCCAAUAUCAUGUGUUGUAUUACAUAUAUUUAAUAGUAUUUUUACCGUUUUGACUCUUAAAGUAAAAAAAUGAAGCUUGACGUGGUUAGAAGAGUAGUUUCUGCUAUAUUAUUUCGCAUUGGUUACAAUGUAGGAUGCUAUCCCCAAAUACACAUAGCAAUUCUCUUCAUAUUUUCCCUGGUGUUAGCAACAGGAAUAUUACGUGUAUCACCUACAAAGGAUGCAGAAUAUCUUUAUACACCAAGCGAUGCAAGAAGUAAAGUAGAUAGAGCAGCAAUCGAAUCGAUGUUUUCCAUAAACACGUCACAAUGUGAUUACAGAAGAUUAUCUAGAGCGGAAGGAAUGGCAGUAAUACAGAUAACGUCAAAUUAUGAAACUUCCAUAUUAGAAGAAUCGAUAAUUGAGGAAGUCAUCAAACUUGACGAAAUCAUUAAAAAUGUCAGUUUUCUGUGGAAUAACGCAUUCGUUCGUUACGAAGAUUUGUGUUGUAAGGCAGACGGAAACACUUGCCACGAGAAUUUUGUUUUGUCAUUGAAAGGAAAAACGAAUGACAUAAAAAAAGGAAUGUACAAGAUCAAAUAUCCAGCUGAUAAAAUUGAUGGCAAAUUAGUAAUUUCCGGUUUCGAAUUCGGAGGUGUCACAGUAGACGAGGAAAAUGUGAUUCGAGGUUCCAAGGCAAUUAGACUGUAUUAUCCACUGGACCAUGCCACAGAAGAAACGAAAGAAAUGGCACUAAUGUGGGAAAAAACUUUUCUAGAAACACUGUCAAAAAUUCAUAUGAAUAAUAUCGAAAUUUACAAGUUCGUUAGUCAGUCUGUCAAUGACGAAAUUAACCGAAAUGGAGAAAGUAUUUUGUUUCUAAUGGUAAUUGCUGCUCCAAUCAUGCUGAUAUUUUCGGCAGUUUCUUGCUUAUCGACUGAUGCUCUGCGCAGUAAGCCAUGGUUGGGUAUCGCCGGUUGCGUGUCACCUUUCUUAGCGUCUGUUUCAGCAUUUGGACUACUGAUUUACAGCGAAGUUGAAUAUUCUACUGGUAACGUUAUGAUUAUUCCCUUGAUAUUAGGAAUAUUACGUGUAUCACCUACAAUGGAUGCAGAAUAUCUUUAUGUACCAACCGAUGCAAGAAGUAAAGUAGAUAGAGCAGCAAUCGAAUCUAUGUUUCCCAUAAACACGUCACAAUGUGAUUACAGAAGAUUAUCUAGACUGGAAGGAUUGGCAUUAAUACAGGUAACAUCAAAAUAUGAAUCGUCCGUAUUAGAAGAAUCAAUAAUUGUAGAGGUCAUCAAACUUGACGAAAUCAUUAGAAAUGUCAGUUUUCUGUGGAAUAACGCAUUCGUUCGUUACGAAGAUUUGUGUUGUAAGGCAGACGGAAGCACUUGCCACGAGAAUUUUGUUAUGUCAUUGAAAGGAAAGACGAAUGACAUAAAACAAGGAAUGUACAAGAUCAAAUAUCCAGCUGAUAAAAUUGAUGGCAAAUUAGUAAUUUCCGGUUUCGAAUUCGGAGGUGUCACAGUAGACGAGGAAAAUGUGAUUCGAGGUUCCGAGGCAAUUAGACUGUAUUAUCCACUGAACCAUGCCACUGAAGAUACGAAAGAAAUGGCACUAAUGUGGGAAAAAACUCUUCUAGAUACACUGUCAAUGAUUCAUAUGAACAAUAUCGAAAUUCAUGAGUUCGUUAGUCAGUCUGUCAAUGAAGAAAUCAACCGAAAUGGAGAAAGUAUUUUGUUUCUAAUGGUAAUUGCUGCUCCAAUCAUGCUGAUAUUUUCGGCAGUUUCUUGCUUAUCGACUGAUGCUCUNUGA
Messenger RNA from Centruroides sculpturatus (bark scorpion), 1885 nucleotides. RefSeq names its product patched domain-containing protein 1-like. The coding region runs from base 158 to 1885 and encodes 575 amino acids. Lineage: Eukaryota; Metazoa; Arthropoda; Arachnida; Scorpiones; Buthidae. The record is from RefSeq and is a predicted model, not a curated record. The transcript is spliced from 4 exons. Gene Ontology annotation, cellular component: membrane.